Messenger RNA from Callorhinchus milii (elephant shark), 3484 nucleotides. RefSeq lists its product as uncharacterized. NCBI's taxonomy places the organism in Eukaryota, Metazoa, Chordata, Chondrichthyes, Chimaeriformes, Callorhinchidae. The coding region runs from base 80 to 3421 and encodes 1113 amino acids. The transcript is spliced from 2 exons. The record is from RefSeq and is a predicted model, not a curated record.
UGCUGCAGAACCCGAUUGCGAUCCCGAGCUUGAUCCUUAUUGUGGCAGACCUGAUUCCGAUUACAAAGCUGUCGUAUAAAUGAAGAACACAAUCGUCUACCUGAACAUAACCCUGAUUGUGAUCCAGAGUAUGAUGCGAACUGUCGUGCUGACCGAUCCCGCACUUAUGAAAGAAGAGCCAACGAAGAGUGUGACCCACGUGAUCCUUACUGCCAAAUCUCCCAAUCCCUCAUUCGUGAAGCUACAGACUCAGAAGAGUGUGAUCCACGUGAUCCAUAUUGUUGGACAUCUGAAUCACGUACGAGUCAAAGAACAGCAUCAGACCAGUGUGAUCCACGUGAUCCUUAUUGUCAGACAUCUGAAUCCCGUACUGCUGAAAGAACAGUUAACGAAGAGUGUGAUCCACGUGAUCCAUAUUGUCGGGCAUCUGAAUCCCGUACUAGUGAAAGAACAGCAACAGAAGAGUGUGAUCCACAUGAUCCAUAUUGUAGAAUGUCUGAUUCCCGUAUUAGUGAAAGAACAGUUGCAGAAGACUGUGAUCCACGUAAUCCUUACUGCCGCACCUCACAAUCUUACUCCAGUGAAAGAAGAGCCAGCGAAGAGUGUGACCCACGUGACCCUUAUUGCCAAAUCUCCCAAUCCCUCAUUCAUGAAAGUACAAACCCAGAAGAGUGUGAUCCACGUGAUCCUUAUUGUCGGACAUCUGAAUCAAAUACCAGUGAAAGAACAGCAUCAGAAGAGUGUGAUCCACGUGAUCCUUAUUGUUGGACAUCUGAAUCCCGUACUGCUGAAAGAACAGUUAACGAAGAGUGUGAUCCACGUGAUCCAUAUUGUCGGACAUCUGAAUCACGUACUAGUGAAAGAACAGCAACAGAAGACUGCGACCCACGUGAUCCUUAUUGUCGCAUCUCACAAUCUUACUCCAAUGAAAGAACAGUUAACGAAGAGUGUGAUCCACGUGAUCCAUAUUGUCAGACAUCUGAAUCCCGUACUAGAGAAAGAACAGUUGCAGAAGACUGUGAUCCACGUAAUCCUUACUGCCGCACCUCACAAUCUUACUCCAGUGAAAGAAGAGCCAGUGAAGAGUGUGACCCACGUGACCCUUAUUGUCAAAUCUCCCAAUCCCUCAUUCAUGAAAGUACAAACCCAGAAGAGUGUGAUCCACGUGAUCCUUAUUGUCGGACAUCUGAAUCCCGUACUAGUGAAAGAACAGCAACAGAAGACUGCGACCCACGUGAUCCUUAUUGUCGCAUCUCACAAUCUUACUCCAAUGAAAGAAGAGUCAAUGAAGAGUGUGAUCCACGCGAUCCAUAUUGUAGGACAUCUGAAUCACAUACUGGUGAAAGAACAGCAACAGAAGAAUGUGAUCCACGUGAUCCAUAUUGUAGAUCAUCUGAAUCACGUACCAGUGAAAGAACAGCAACAGAAGAGUGUGAUCCACGUGAUCCAUAUUGUCGGACAUCUGAAUCACAUACGAGUCAAAGAACAGCAACAGAAGAAUGUGAUCCACGUGAUCCAUAUUGUAGAUCAUCUGAAUCACAUACCAGUGAAAGAACAGCAACAGAAGAGUGUGAUCCACGUGAUCCAUAUUGUCACACCUCACAAUCUUACUCCAUUGAAAGAAGAGUCAAUGAAGAGUGUGAUCCACGUGAUCCAUAUUGUAGGACAUCUGAAUCACAUACUGGUGAAAGAACAGCAACAGAAGAAUGUGAUCCACGUGAUCCAUAUUGUAGAUCAUCUGAAUCACGUACCAGUGAAAGAACAGCAACAGAAGAGUGUGAUCCACGUGAUCCAUAUUGUAGAUCAUCUGAAUCACGUACCAGUGAAAGAACAGCAUCAGACCAGUGUGAUCCACGUGAUCCAUAUUGUAGAUCAUCUGAAUCACGUACCAGUGAAAGAACAGCAACAGAAGAGUGUGAUCCACGUGAUCCAUAUUGUAGAUCAUCUGAAUCACGUACUAGUGAAAGAACAGCAUCAGAAGAGUGUGAUCCACGUGAUCCAUAUUGUAGAUCAUCUGAAUCACGUAUCAGUGAAAGAACAGCAUCAGACCAGUGUGAUCCACGUGAUCCAUAUUGUAGAUCAUCUGAAUCACGUACCAGUGAAAGAACAGCAACAGAAGAGUGUGAUCCACGUGAUCCAUAUUGUAGAUCAUCUGAAUCACGUACCAGUGAAAGAAGAGCAUCAGAAGAGUGUGAUCCACGUGAUCCAUAUUGUAGAUCAUCUGAAUCACGUACCAGUGAAAGAACAGCAUCAGAAGAGUGUGAUCCACGUGAUCCAUAUUGUAGAUCAUCUGAAUCACGUACCAGUGAAAGAACAGCAUCAGAAGAGUGUGAUCCACGUGAUCCAUAUUGUCGGACAUCUGAAUCACGUACCAGUGAAAGAACAGCAACAGAAGAGUGUGAUCCACGUGAUCCAUAUUGUCGGACAUCUGAAUCACGAACCAGUGAAAGAACAGCAUCAGACCAGUGUGAUCCACGUGAUCCAUAUUGUCGGACAUCUGAAUCACGUACCAGUGAAAGAACAGCAUCAGAAGAGUGUGAUCCACGUGAUCCAUAUUGUCGGACAUCUGAAUCACGUACCAGUGAAAGAACAGCAACAGAAGAGUGUGAUCCACGUGAUCCAUAUUGUCGGACAUCUGAAUCACGUACCAAUGAAAGAACAGCAACAGAAGAUUGUGAUCCACGUGAUCCAUAUUGUAGAUCAUCUGAAUCACGUACCAGUGAAAGAACAGCAUCAGAAGAAUGUGAUCCACGUGAUCCAUAUUGUCGGACAUCUGAAUCACGUACUAGUGAAAGAACAGCAACAGAAGAGUGUGAUCCACGUGAUCCAUAUUGUAGAUCAUCUGAAUCACGUACCAGUGAAAGAACAGCAUCAGAAGAAUGUGAUCCACGUGAUCCAUAUUGUCGGACAUCUGAAUCACGUACUAGUGAAAGAACAGCAACAGAAGAGUGUGAUCCACGUGAUCCUUAUUGUCGCACCUCACAUUCUUACUCCAUUGAAAGAAGAGUCAAUGAAGAGUGUGAUCCACGUGAUCCAUAUUGUAGAUCAUCUGAAUCACAUACUGGUGAAAGAACAGCAUCAGACCAGUGUGAUCCACGUGAUCCAUAUUGUAGAUCAUCUGAAUCACGUACUGGUGAAAGAACAGCAACAGAAGAGUGUGAUCUACAUGAUCCUUAUUGUCACAACUCGCGUUCCCGUUCUAGUGAGCAAGCACAAGAGAGAACAGGCACACACGACUGUGACCCAUACAACGAUCCAGAAUGCCGUAGGCAGACAACUAGUUCACCUGAGUGUAACCCUGAGUAUGACCCUAACUGCCAUACUUCUCAGUCUCAUACCAAUGACCAAAUGCACACAGAAAGCUGUGAUCCACUCUAUGAUCCCAAUUGCCGUGCCGACAAUCAGGAUGUGUAUAGCUUAAAUCCUGACUGCGAUCCUGAUUAUGACCCUGAGUGUCGCAUGCAACGAUUUGCGUUUAGUGACU